Molecule: messenger RNA, 1506 nt
Organism: Drechmeria coniospora
Lineage: Eukaryota; Fungi; Ascomycota; Sordariomycetes; Hypocreales; Ophiocordycipitaceae
Exons: 4
Coding region: 1-1506 (501 amino acids)
Source: RefSeq, a predicted model, not a curated record
AUGCAGGGAAGCUUGCGAGGCGGGCCUCGGCCGCAGUCAGGGGCAAACAAUGGCGCCAAGGCGAAAGCCUUUGUCAAGCAGUGCACUAUGGCGUCUGCCAAGUCCACGGCUGACAGGAGACGGCAAGCAAACUUUCUCGCAGCCGAGGAGGAACUCCUCAACCGACCGCCUGCCGACCGGCCUUUAAUCCAGGUGAACCUAGUGAUUCCUGGGAAGCACAUGCUCCCCCGCAACCUCGAUGAUCCUGCAGCUUUAAACGCUAUCCGCAGGACGCAUAGGGUCUGGAUUACCAGGCCUCAGCCCAAUAUCCUGGUUAUCCAUAGCGACGACACACAGCGGUUGCAGUGCGCAUUGAAGGAUCUUAACUGGACGAUCCAUGAUAUGCGUCGUUCGGAUGAGAUAGCCGUCACGCGCUUCGUGACCCAACAGCCUGCAAAUAUGACUGAGGACGUUCUCGUCAAGGUUGAGCUGAACGCACGUCCCUAUAUGGCAGGCAACAGCCGCACACCUGAUUCGGGUGAAACCCUCCCCGUCGCGUUAGGCCUGUUCCAUGAACUAGCUGGCAGAGUCACAUCAUCGGCAGAAUCACUGAGAAGACUGACAGUGGACCUAAAGAUGCGUGUCAAUUUCGGUAGCCUGCAAGUGCGCCGGAGGAAAAGGACUCUCGGGAAUGAGAUGACGUAUGCCGACUUUGCACACAUGGUGUCCCAGUAUGCCAUCCGUGGAGGAGCCCAUCUCGACAAAAGACUACCAGACGUCCAACGUGCCAACAAAGUCAUACAGCAUAUCGUCAAUCCCGCCGCUGGGCUCUAUUAUCCCGACAUGGGGGUUGUCCGAAGUCGGUGCACUGUUCUGUUGAAAAUUCAGGAUCAUGAUCUGGUGUCGGAAGCUGAAGUCCCGUUCACGGAGAACGUGGGGUUGUCUACGCCAAUGCUGGCGAGACCGGAGCCGUGGCCUAGACUGAAUUGGACAGUGGCAGCCCCUGAUAUGAAACUUGAUUGGAAUUUUGAGGUCGGUUCAUUUCAUACAAUGGAGGCCGUCCCACACGAACUCCGAAGUCUGACCGAACAUCUCGUUUUGGUCCCAAGCGACGCUGGAUCGAACCAGACCGCAUCACUCAGUAUACCCAAGCUUGUGGCCAGAGGGCCUGGCAGUAAUCAAGUCAAGGAGACCAUGCUGAAGGUUUCAAUUUUGGUGCCCUUCCAGGAUACACCGUACAUUGUCGAGAUCAGUACCACUCAAGCGUGGGCCGGCAUGAAAACCAGCACAGAACCAAGGACUUGGUGGGGAAUGGAAUUUUAUGGCCGAAACUGGGACGAAUCUAUCAACUAUAUGAGCCCAGGAAAUCGGAAGAAGGAUUGGGGUUCAGGACUGCAGACAAUUUGGCCAGGAGACGCUCCAGGAUUGGAGCCGAGAUUCAUGAGCUUCUUGGAGCACAUUCUCCAAGUCCAAUCAGCGGUGGGAAAGGUGGACUUUGGCCAGUCCACAACCGAAACGUCAACAUAG